Molecule: messenger RNA, 897 nt
Organism: Phytophthora infestans T30-4
Lineage: Eukaryota; Oomycota; Peronosporomycetes; Peronosporales; Peronosporaceae
Exons: 2
Coding region: 1-897 (298 amino acids)
Source: RefSeq, a predicted model, not a curated record
AUGCCAUUGUUCCUCCAGGCCCGUAGCUACAUCAAGUUCGUGACACCUCACAAGAUUACUCAGGACUUGGUCGUCUCGCAUGGUACAGUAGCCGAGACUGGUAAUCUCAAGGAACUAUGCCCUGUUGAAGGAUUGAUGGUGGCUGGGGCAUGGUGGAAUGUUGGAGUUACGCAUUCCUACGAUAAAUCAACUGGUAGAAUCUGUCACUUCGUGGUGCCACAGUAUAACAUUCAUGGGGCAUAUCACUUGGGAACCGAGCGAGUAGCUCCGUCGUCCACGACGCCAGCAAGCUGUUCCGAUGAGAGUUACCCCUUCCAGCACUACUUUUACCAUGGAAGCAUUGGCUACUACGCGCUCUACGAAGAAGCGUCGGGCACGUACUGCGUAAACGAUCGAACGGCGUACGUCCGGGUAAACGGGCUCGGAACUUACGAUAGUAACGGCGUGUGGCUUGCCAAUGACACCGGAGACAUAAAUUACAGGCGGUCGUACUGGUACGGCUUUUUCUGCGCAAUCUGGAUCAUGUACCGUUCUAUACUGAUGCGUCGCAGCUACAUUUCUUGCAAGCGUUAUGGGAGAAGAUGUGACAACAUGCAAGAGAUAAUUCGGUUUCAAGACGCAGUUGUGUACGUCCAAGAGAGUAUGCGGUUGUCGGCACACGGAGCAAGAAAUUAUCAUCGUGCGGCACUGUUGUAUCUACUUGUCGAAGGUCUGAUGAGUGACCUAUUCAUGCUAAUCGCUCAAGACGGGGUGUUGGCAAAGGUGCAGUAUAUCUCACUUGGAUACAAUUUGGCAGGAGUACUCUCAAUGUUAUUUGAAAUGGUCGAAAGUAUGAAUUGGCUGGGGGAGAAAUCACGCUGCUUGAUUAAACGUCUAUUAACUACCUCACAUCACUAA